Trichoderma aggressivum f. europaeum is the source of this 1143-nucleotide messenger RNA. RefSeq lists its product as uncharacterized. NCBI's taxonomy places the organism in Eukaryota, Fungi, Ascomycota, Sordariomycetes, Hypocreales, Hypocreaceae. The record is from RefSeq and is a predicted model, not a curated record. Bases 1 to 1143 code for a protein of 380 amino acids. The transcript has 4 exons.
AUGACUUCCAUCACAAAGCUCCCCUGCGAGGUCAUGGCCUCAGUGAUGCGAAACUUGGGCAAUAUACGCUUCCUUCUACCCUGCCUUCUUACCUGUCGCUAUUUCUACUUGUGCUUCAAGGAGGAUUCGACGGUUGCGUCCGACAUCUUGGAGCAGCAACUCACUCCGGCUCUCCUACCAUAUUCAAUCGCCGUGUUUGAAACAACGAACCUCAAUGGACGGACCCAAAAUUCAGCCCAGGAGCUGGUCAAUACGCUGAAUAAGGAACCAUCCAAGCUAAGAAGCCGGUUGAGAAAGAUGCCAGUCCUUGUUCUUGUGAAAAUGGGAAAAUUGCAUGAGGCAAUACAGAGCUUGACGAUUCACAAUAUGCCGUCUAAUUUCAAAUGGGGCAGUGAUAGCGGGAGACCGUGGUUCUUUAGACAAUACGCGCCGUGGGAAAAUGAACAGUUAGGCAGCAUUUAUGACUUUCUAAUGCUCAAGUUAUCCGAAGCUUCAUAUGAUGUUCUUGCUCAUGACGUCAAGUUUGGCGCCUUGAGAAUCGACUAUCUCAGGACUCGUGGUGAUGACUGGAGGCAGUUCUGGCUAUCCUUAGGGAGUGGUUUUAUCUACAGGAUGACGAUUGAGACUUCAUACGAUGCAAAAAGAGCACUCUUAUGGUCUUCAAAAGGUGUCAAUAGCGCGAAUCUCUACGAUGCGCUCACAGCCGUAUCUGAUGAUGACUCGGAUGAUGACUCGGAUGAUGACUCGGAUGGUGACUCGAAUGACGAUAUCCCACUCGCCGAAUACACCGACGAGGCUCUAGAGACCAUGUUCCCAACUUCCGAUAGCGAAGACACCGACAAAGGUCCAGUUGAAGCGUGGCGGGCGGUCUUCAGCAACAACUUGCCCCGUAGCGCGCGGGCCAUGCUUCCAAACAACUCGGGGCUGAGAGCGUGGGCCUACGUGUUCUGGAGUUUGGAUCGUCUCAAGAGAUAUGACCUGAUGAAGCUUUUUGAAAAUGAUCCAGAAAACUCUGAGUCUUUGAGAGCUGAGAAAGACUGGAAUGGUAUGUACGAGUCGUUCAAGGAGCGUUCAAAGAUAGCGGAGAAAGGUGGCUCAGGUUACUGGAGCAAAGGCGACGAAAGCAGGAUUGUAUGGCAGUAG